CUGCGCAUGCGCCUUGAGCGCGGCCGCCAUUUUGGGUAGUUGGGGGGUGGCGGGGUGCGCAGAGUGGGGAUUUUCGUUGUCCUCCAGGUGGCUGCGGGGAAGUUCGGGGGUGUGGGGCUCGCAGCGUGCUCUGGGCUGUCAGUCACAGCUCUGGGGAGCUGCUCUGAGCGAGCAGCCUGUGGGGGGCACGGCAGUGCCUUGCAGCAGGGCUGGGGGUGUGAGGGCAGCGUGCUGCACACGUGGAAACCCCAAAAACCUCUCAGGGUUGGGUCAGCGAUCCCCUCCAACCGCCUGAAAACACCGAUUAAUGUCGUGUAAACAGCGCACGGUGUUGCUGAGCGCGGCCCCCAAGCUGUGUUGGCCCCCAGCGCUGGUAGUUCUCACUGUUCUGCGCACAGUAGAUUCAUCUCACAUUCUCCAGAAAUAACUUUUCACUGCCCUCUCAGUGAGAAUGCUUUAAGAUCGACCCUCCCUGUGGCUCUGAGUCUGGGUGGGUCGUGUAGGGCCCAGGAAUCCCAAUAUAUAGCAAUAGGACGAUGAGAAAUGACCUGGGGGGGGUGGGGGGGGAGAGGGAGGAGAGGCUGACAUUGGGUAUUUAGGGAAAAAAAACUUCAUAAAGAGGGGUAAUGCAUCAGCACAGGCGGCCCGGGGAGGUGGCACUGCCUCUGGGGGCGGUGUGGAACCGUGGGAUGUGGCACCUGGUCAAUGGGGAUGGGUUAGGGUUGGACUGGGGGUCUGGAGGUCUCUUCCAUCCUCAGUGACUGAAUGCCAGCGUGCCAUCGCUCCCAGGGGAUUCUUCCUGGGGAGAGUGACAUUUUCAGAGUGAAAAAAAGAAGAGGCAGAGGCUGUUCCUCAAGCAGAGCUGCCAAGUUUUUGCUGUUUCUAUAUCUGCACUCGCUGUAUGUGCUGAUUCUUGCCCACGACAGAAAGGGGCAGCUCUGCAUUUGGGCAGAAGGCUCCAGGAGCCUGGCAACUCCUUGGUGCUGCGCUCUUUACUGAAUCCCUGCAUCCUGCAUGCAGUUCUCCUUUAAGGUCUGUGGCUGUGAGUAAGCACGAAGGCUCAUCGUCAGUUGCCAUAUCUCAGUGUGUGCAGUUUGGAAAACUGUGCUUUGCUUUAUGGUUUGCUUGUGCCCUACCUGACCUGUGGCAAUGAUGAAUGAAAGCUGACCCUUUUGGAGGGCUUGCUGUGGCAUCUAUGGCUCUCUUGGGUGCUGCAGGUCCUGUAGCAGCCUUUAAACGUGCUCUGAUCUGUGCUUUAAAUUAGCAGAUGACUCAGCAGAGCCUAUUUUUACCUCCUUUCACUCAAGCUGAGAUUUCAAAUUAGUUAUUUCGGUGUUGGCCUCAAAGUAAACUGCCUUGUAACUGUGAAGCCAUUAGUAGCAGGAACCAAAGCCACUCUGCACAAGGGAGAGUGCAGAGCAAAGCAAACACUGCAGACAGGAAACUGAAACACGGGGUCUGACCACAAGGCCUCAUCACAGGAACCGCACAGGGCUGUGUUUAAACACCUGGGAAAACCAGCCUUGAACCUUUGGCUGCUGGAGAGAGGCAUCACAUGUUCACCUAUGGAAGGAGCCAAGUGAUGGUCCUCAUCCUGCACAAGAAAUCCCCUCCUGACCUGUGGGAAAACAGCACAGAGUGGACAUGGGGUUGUAUUUGACAGGAGAAUGUAUCUGUGCCAGUGCUUUUUUGGAGGAAAGAUUCAAGAUAUUGGUGGCUAAUUUGUUUUGCAUUGGCACGAGGAGAUGGAGCAACAGCAGCUCGGUCCCUUUGCAGGGCCUCAGGUUUAUGGGGUGAGCCUGGGGGGUGCAGCAGGGGGCUGCAGGCUGCUCUGGGGCACUGAGUGGGCUUUGUAACCCCCUGGGAAGGGACUUGAUGAGAUUUUAUGCAAUGCUGACCAUUUCAACCGCAGACACACCGAGCCGGAGCUCCGCAGUGGUGUCAAAGCGUACAGAUGCUCAGCUGGGAUAAGGAACCUGCAGCAGUGCAGCCUUCAUCCCACUGGGGCUCUCCCUCAUCCCAAAGCACCUUUUAAGUCUGCUUUCAAAGAGGAUGGAAAAGGGGAGGGAUGGGGAGAGCAGGGAAGGGGGUUGGUCUGAGUUGAGCAGUCCAAGCAUCCUGCUGUGCAGAAGGAAAUGGGGAACCCAGGGCUCGGCAGCUUGCCCAGGGGGAAACCAAGCUCUGUUCUCAUGGAGUUCACAGCCCGGCUGCCCAUGAGUCCCUUAUUCCACUUAUAAAGAGGAACCUGGUAUUUGUGAGCCAAAUCUGUUUUUAUCCAGAGAGGGAAGUUCAGAAUUAUCGGAUGGAUUCCCAAGGCAUUCUGUGGUUCUGUGAUAAUGCUUUGAAUCCCUUGGGGAGGGGAGGGGAGAAGAGGGGAGAAAAGGGGAGAGAAGGAGAGAGGAGGGGAGAGGAGGAGCUGCCCUCACCCCACAUUAUGAAAUCAAUGUUCAUUAGCCAGGAGAGCAUGCGGGGCUGCGUCCCAUGCAGCCCUUUAUGACAGGCACAAUCUGUGAGUCAUUAAUUCCCGCUUUGCUCCCACACCUUCCCUGCUCCCUGGAGGCAAGCUGUGCUCCUUGCACUUGUUUUAUUUCCCACCUGCAGCAGAGCUGUGGAAGAGUGAGAAUUUGGUGAUGUGUAACCAUGAGGUGCCCCAUUGCAGUGCACUGAACUCACACCCAGUGCUUCUGCUCUGCAGCCUCUCUGUGUUUGCAAGGAGCCGGGCUGCAGGCGAUAAGCACACAGAGCAGCCUGUCCUGGGCUGAUAAAUCCUCUCCUGCCUGAAUCCGGUGCAAAUCAGCCUUACGUGGAAACGUUCUGCAUGUCUGGCUGGAAAUUCUGGCUGGGUGGGUGGGUGAUGUGUGUGUGUGUGUGUAUCCCUCCCUGCCUGCAGAGCAUUGCUGCCCCGAUGUGCUGUGUGAGCACCCACGUGCCGAGCAUAAAGCUGCCUUUGUUCAGAGCUGUGCAAAAACACGACGUCUGCGGUUGUUGGCACGGAUAAUUCUUGGUCCAGCUUUAUAAAUAAGAGGUUUGUGGCUGUGGCUUCCUAGCGAGGAUGAGGAGUCCGGGUCCUGAGUGCUGGCAUGGAUAACAGUUCUUAUUUUCAGCACUAAAUUAAGCAAGUGCUGCUCAGAAUGGGAACCGAAGUCCCUGCUGUUAACUGGAAGAACGUGUAGAAAACAAGCAAACAGCUUAAAGCUGGGGGAAUGUCUGGAUGCUGUGUGUGUGGAAGGCAUCCCAUAAACAGCAGCAGGUUGGGAUGUGGGUCCUUCCAGUCCUGCUGAACGUGCAGGGCUGGGGAGCAACGUUUGCUCCGAGCAAACUGGGAAAAUAAGCAGCCUGCAAAGUGCUGCAUGACCUGAGCUGGGUGAGGUCAUUGGGUUUGGUUAAGCAAAGGGCCCUGCAUGCUUCUGGGGUUUGUAAUGCCUCAGGAAACAACCACUAAUUCAUUCUCCUUUAAAUCACACUCGAGUUGAAUUGCACUCGGCGUGGAUGAGCCCUGAUGUCUGCAGGGAGCACGAUUUGGGGUGGAUUUCCAAUUCACUGCCACAUUGAGGGGAUGCUCCCAGCUACCCCAAGCGGUCACCUGCAGCCCUGCUGGCCCCAUUGCAGCUGCUGAGCAUCGCUGCCUUCCCCUCCAUCCCAAGCUGCCAACCGUGCCCCGCUCUCACCCAAUGCACGGAGCUGCACCAUUUAUUGCUACCCCGAGCCUUCUGCCUCUGCUCUCACAUGCAAUUUUUCUGCUUGGGACAAAAUCCUAAAAAGGAUCUGCCACUGAAGGGUUAUUGAACAGCCUGGUGAGUCAUCUCUAGGGAGGGAGCCCAGACGCAGGAAUUCUUGCAAGCCUGCGCUCGGUGUGAGUUACAUUUGCCCACAGUUCAAGGUUAGAGAAAGAUAAACAAGGGAACUGCAUUUCUCUGCUUUGCUUUUGGGGUAGUUUUUCUUCCACCCCAUCCACAUGACCCCGCUGCCGAGAUCUUGUUGUCUAACAGCAGAAAGUCCGGAGGUUUUCCUGUUGUUUUUCUUUCUCUGUGUGUGUUUUUUCCCCCUUCACUGAUUUUUUCUCCCCAGAACGAUCUGGAAUUCCCCAUUUUCCGGCUCAGUGGUGACGAUGGGUUCGUUCUGCACCGCUCUGCUCUCCCUACAACCCACCCUCCGUAUCAAAGAACCUCAGCGAGAAGAUGCUGAGCAAAGCCCUCAUCUCUCCCGAGAGCUUCAAGAACAGAAGUUUGCGCACGAAAAUCCUUUAUAUAUGUAUUAAAAAAUAAUAAUAAUAAAAAUCUAACAAAGCAAUAACAAAAGCGUGUGAAACGUGAGCCAGGUUCAUCUUUCCCUCUUUUAGUGAUUCUGCAGUGAAACUUGCUUCGGUUUCUCGAUAAGUGAGUUUGCGGCGGUGCCUGGAGGUCGCGGCCAGCCCUCUUCCUCCUCCUCCUCCUUUUGCUCCUCCUCCUUCUCAUAAGUCACUGCUCACAUUCGGCGGUCCCUGCUCACAUUCUUCUCGUCCCUCCAGCGAAGCUGUCAGCUCGUGGAAUUCACGUCGUGUUCGGAUCACGUCCCAUUUUGGACCAAACCCUGUCUUAACUCGAUGCGAAUCCGGAUCGCAGCCCGGGCGCAGCGCACGAUGCGCUCAGCUGCGCUCCGGUUCUGCCCCGUCCUGAAGCUGCUGUUGGCGAACGUUCAUUUGGGAUCUGCUGUGGCAGUGAAGAAUUGGGGAGGCGAGUCAGAUGUCCUGGAGCCAGACCUCUACAGCAAUAAGUGUCCUAUGGGCACCUAUUUGGCAAAUGACUCCUCCAAGUGCCUCCCGUGUAAGGAACAUGAGUACACCGAGCAUCCAAACGACUUCUCCAAGUGCCUGGGCUGCCGGACGUGUAGGGAAGACGAGGUGGAGGUGAGUCCCUGCAUCCGCACCAGGAACACGCAGUGCGCUUGCAAGAAUGGCACCUUCUGCUUACCUGACCACCCGUGUGAGAUGUGCCAAAAGUGCCAAACCCAGUGCCCCAAAGGAGAAGUGAGGAUAGCUCCAUGCACGCAGCACAGCGACCUGCAGUGCGCUCCUUUCUUGGACAUUUCCAGCAUGUCCAGUGAGUUUGGGAGGGGUGAGGGAUGGAGAUUGGGACCUGCUGUUGUGGCAGCAGCUCCCCACACCCCCAUGUUGUCUACUUUAGCAGACAUGAUUGUCAUCAUCGUGAUGGCUGUGGUCCUGGUGUUCCUGCUGCUGUUCGCAUGUUUCUGCUGCAUCUACUGCCGUAAAAGUGAGGGGGAUCAUGGGCCACAGAUGGGGGGUCCUCCCCCCACAGGGUGUGGGCAGGAAGGGGACGUCCCGUGGAGAAGAAGGGUGACAGCACUGCUUUUUCUUCCAGGGAAUGGUGGAGAGCUGUGCAGGAAGCCCAGCGCCAUGGUGGAGGUGGCACCAACAACUUCAAAUCCCAAUGUGGAAACCCAGAAGAAGCUGGUUCCAGUGCCAGGAGGGGACCCCAUAACCGUUUUGUCUUCCUCUUUCAACACCUUUGCCGACCAUGUGCCCUUGCCUGAAUGGAAGAGAUUCGGCCGAGUCCUCGGUCUGCUGGAAAACAAACUUUAUGAGGCAGAGCAGAAGAACGGAAGCUCAGGGGAGCCCUUAUGUCAGAUGCUCAACACGUGGCUCAACAAAGAAGGCAGCAAAGCCUCUGUGAAUACACUGCUGGAGGCCCUGUCCCAGAUCAACCUCAGCGGCGUGGCAGACAUAAUUGCCUCCAAACUCAUUAGGGAUGGAUAUUUCCAGUAUGAGAUGAGCUGAGGAGCACAGCCAGCCCUGCGUCUCCCCAUCUGGAGCUGAAGAUGUGAAUUCCUCUGAGAACCCUUCUCUUGAUCUUUGUGAUAGUAUUCUCACGGCUCCUUUCACCCGGAGCCGUCGCACUGUUCAGCUGAGCCUGGAGGAGUCGAUCCCAUUGGGAAGAAAUUGGGGUCUUCUCUGCCACACUCAGCUUUGGUGCUGCCUUAUGGAAGCCAAGCGAGUGCCUUGAUUUCAUUUGGCCAACGCAAUGAGCCAAAAGGUCUUCCAAGCUGCCUUUAUGAUCAUCUCAUUUGCAAGCACUGAUUUUAUACAGACCUCGGUGCAGAACUGCAUCUUUGCUUGGUGCGGGCACUCACUGGUCCUAACUGGAUCAACAUUUUUAAUUUUUUAAUUUUUUUAGUGAUACUUCUGCUUGUAGAACAUCUCCGAGCCGACCAUCGUGCUUAGUACUGCAUGCGUGGUGGGCAAGCAUCUCUGGGGCUCUUGGGUUACCCUCUACGAUCUAUUUAGAACUGUAUUUGUAGCUAGUUCUGCUUGCACUUAGGAGUAGACACAAGUCUAUAGCAGUGGGGUUGGAACUAGAUGAUGCUCAAGGUCCCUUCCAACCCAAGUCCACCAUUCUAUGACUGGGCGAUUCCUUGGCACUGAGGCUGCUGAGAUAAGGGUGGUGGAAGCUGGGUCGGUUCAUUCCCAUCGCCAGGGCUGUGAGGGCACCCAGCUGGCUGAGUUGCUCCUGCACCUCCAGGGACAACACACAGCUCAGGGAUGAGGUGCUGCAGCCUUCCUGCACGCCUUGGCUGGGUGAUGGUGCUGCAACCCAACCCCAAGAGCUCCCCCUGUGCGGGCACAGGGUUGUGGGCAGCCCCUCUGCACCCCUUUCCGUCCUCUCCACCCCUGUGCCAAAUACCAGCAGAACUUUUGUAUUUAUGUAUUUAUUGUAAACGCGUACAUACGUUAACUUAAAAUAUAAUAUAAAAAUA
Molecule: messenger RNA, 6750 nt
Organism: Phasianus colchicus (ring-necked pheasant)
Lineage: Eukaryota; Metazoa; Chordata; Aves; Galliformes; Phasianidae
Source: RefSeq, a predicted model, not a curated record